CCAAGAGGUCAGGGCUGAGGAUGGGGAGCAUCUCAGGGACCCAGAAGACCGCGCCCGGCCUGAAAACCCGGCCUGAAGGCCCGAAGGACCUGCCCUAACACAGCUUCGGCUGCCACCUGGCGAUUCCUCUCCACUCCUCUCUGCGCACACGGCUCCUCAACAUGAGACACAGUCUGCACUUGACCUUCAUGUGUCUGAGCCUCUUCACUGGAAGGCUGUGCGUCCGAGGGAGUCGGUUCAACGUGGAGGUCAGCAGAAGUGACAAGCUCUCCCUGCCUGGCUUUGAGAACCUCACUGUGGGCUAUAACAAAUUUCUCAGGCCCAAUUUUGGCGGAGAGCCAGUUCAGAUAGCCCUGACUCUGGACAUUGCAAGUAUUUCUAGCAUUUCAGAGAGUAACAUGGACUACACAGCCACCAUCUAUCUCAGACAGCGCUGGACGGACCAGCGGCUGGUGUUCGAAGGCAACAAGAGCGUCACUCUGGACGCGCGCCUCGUGGAGUUCCUCUGGGUGCCGGACACUUACAUUGUGGAGUCCAAGACGUCCUUCCUCCACGAGGUCACUGUGGGAAACAGGCUCAUCCGCCUCUUCUCCAAUGGCACUGUCCUGUACGCCCUCAGAAUCACAACGACUGUCGCGUGCAACAUGGACCUGUCUAAGUAUCCCAUGGACACGCAGACAUGCCAGUUGCAACUGGAGAGCUGGGGCUACGACGGAAACGACGUGGAGUUCAGCUGGCUGCGCGGGAACGACUCCGUGCGUGGGCUGGAAAACCUGCGGCUGGCUCAGUACACCAUACAGCGCUAUUUCACCUUGGUCACCAGAACGCAGCAGGAGACCGGAAAUUAUACGCGAUUGGUCUUGCAAUUCGAGCUUCGGAGGAAUGUCCUGUAUUUCAUUCUGGAAACCUAUGUUCCUUCCACUUUCCUGGUGGUGCUGUCCUGGGUUUCGUUUUGGAUCUCCCUCGAUUCAGUUCCUGCAAGAACCUGCAUCGGAGUGACCACCGUGCUGUCAAUGACCACGCUGAUGAUCGGGUCCCGCACUUCUCUCCCCAACACCAACUGCUUCAUAAAGGCCAUCGACGUGUACCUGGGGAUCUGCUUCAGCUUCGUGUUCGGGGCCCUGCUGGAGUACGCGGUGGCCCACUACAGCUCCUUGCAGCAGAUGGCAGCCAAAGACAGGGAGAUGCCAAAGGAAGUGGAAGAAGUCAAUAUCACUAACAUCAUCAACAGCUCCAUCUCCAGCUUUAAACGGAAGAUCAGCUUUGCCACCAUUGAAAUUUCGGGCGAUAACGUCGACUACAGCAACUUGACCAUGAAAACCACUGACAAGUUCAAGCUGGUCUUCCGAGAUAAAAUGGGAAGGAUUGUUGAUUAUUUCACAAUUCAAAACCCCAGUAAUGUUGAUCGGUAUUCCAAACUACUAUUCCCUUUGAUUUUUAUGCUAGCCAAUGUCUUUUACUGGGCAUACUACAUGUAUUUUUAAGAGUACGUUGAAUAAUUUGCAUGCUGUAGGACUUCAGCAGGACAAGAUAAUGAAGCAAAUUGUAUUCAGCCCAAGUAUGUACCCUCACCCAAUGGUGCUGCAAGUUAACAAACAUAACAAUUCAACAAUUCUUCCCAAAGAAUGGACUCCCAACCAUUAUUUAAGCUUGUAGAAGUCCUAAGCAUUACAAAGUCUGGUCAUAGAAACGUCAAUCCAUUUUAUCUUUACAAAAGACAUACACGUGGAGCCCAAGGUUACAGACCUACCGAGGAUGGGCUGAUUGCUCAGCAGCUGCCUGGUCUGCAUACAUUACCUCAUUUUUUAAAAACUGAGAAGGUGGCCAUUGCAGGUAUCAAGUAACCCUCAAGUGGCAGGGGUUGUUUCUGAACUAAUCAUACAUGCUAUUUAUUAAAUCUCUGCAGUGCUUAUAACACACACAUUGGUCCUAUUUAGGGAGCAACACUUUCUAGUUUUUGUUUUUGAUUAAAAUGAAAUGUAGGCCUAAGUCAAUUGACUGGAAGUCACUGGAUUAACUCAAUACCAAGAUGAGUUUUUAAUAUAGGAUUUAAUACCACAACAGAAUUGUCCCCAAAUUCCCAUAAGUCUUACCAUUGAAAAAUCAAAUGUAAGUGAUGAAAAAUUUAGUGGGUCAGUAAUCUCACACAUAAACCCCUUGUUUCUAAGAUGUAUGAUGGCCUGACCGGCAGCAUUGAGUCCAUUUCUAUCUGCUGCUCUUUCCCAGCUGCAGACCCCUCGCAUCCUUCCAAGAAGAGCUUUGAUCCCCACGUUCUAAUGACCAGGAAUGAUGUUUACUGGCUAGUGAGUGGCAUUCCUCAGGAACACGUGGCGUAGCUCUAGUAAGCUUGGCUGUGUCCAGCUCCCCGAUCCUUGUAGCUGAACUGCUUUGAGUGGUUUGGCCCUGUGUCCUGAACUUUCUGAGUGACAAUGAGACUUGUUAUAGAACCUAUGUUCAGGCUGCAGGUGAGCCAGCCACUCUCACCCUAAAAUCAGAAGAACAAGUGCGCACACCUCCUUGCUCCUCAGCCACACUCACCCAACAGCAUCCUAAGCGGCCAUUUGUGUGUGCGCCAUGAUACAGGUUUCUGGCUCAGUCUCAGGCAUUUUAAAUCUUGCGAUCUUUAAUUCUUUAGCUUUCUUCCCUAAUAGAUAUAUGCCUUUACCCUUCCUUUCAGAAUUAAUCCACAGCUUUGAAAGAUCAUCUUUCUUCUAUACUCCCCUGCACCAAAGACUCUCAUUCUCUUUCCCAUUAUGAUACUUCUCACACUUUAGGUUUCUGUGGGUGUGAUCACCUCUGAGCUUUUAACAAACUGUUUCUAAUAGGAAGGGGGUUGCUAACAGAGGUGGAAUGUAGUCGUACGGUUCAAUUAUAUUUGUGAUUUUUAAAGAAAGGUUUGAAAGGAAAUAUCUUUUCUGAAACCCCAUGUAAGCACUAUAUGAAGCAAACUGUAAAUAUGUGAAACUGUGAAAUAAAUACACCAUAUUAGCUACCCACCAAAUCAAGUGGUCAUCUAUAGAAGGAGUAUUGUAAGAUCCCAUUUGGAAAAGGUA
Messenger RNA from Pteronotus mesoamericanus, 3053 nucleotides. RefSeq names its product gamma-aminobutyric acid type A receptor subunit pi (gene GABRP). Lineage: Eukaryota; Metazoa; Chordata; Mammalia; Chiroptera; Mormoopidae. Bases 162 to 1484 code for a protein of 440 amino acids. The record is from RefSeq and is a predicted model, not a curated record. Gene Ontology annotation, cellular component: synapse; plasma membrane; neuron projection. Gene Ontology annotation, molecular function: neurotransmitter receptor activity; extracellular ligand-gated monoatomic ion channel activity; chloride channel activity. The transcript has 10 exons. Gene Ontology annotation, biological process: chemical synaptic transmission; regulation of membrane potential; chloride transmembrane transport.